This is a messenger RNA of Hydra vulgaris (swiftwater hydra), 5018 nucleotides long. RefSeq lists its product as uncharacterized. Gene Ontology annotation, biological process: positive regulation of transcription by RNA polymerase II. Gene Ontology annotation, cellular component: NSL complex. Lineage: Eukaryota; Metazoa; Cnidaria; Hydrozoa; Anthoathecata; Hydridae. The record is from RefSeq and is a predicted model, not a curated record.
UUAUUUUUUUUAAUGUUGAUAAACCGAUUACUUAGCUUAGUUGUAAAAAUUGUUAAUGUUUUACUAAUAAAUUAAAAAUAUAGCAAUAAUUUUAGUUUAAAAAAAAAAAAAAUUGUGUUUAUAACUAAACAAAGUAAUAACAUUCAUGUGUCAUGGAAUGUAAUUCAGUUACUGUAACUUCAAAAGAAUCGGUAAUUCAAAUAAAACCAGAGACUCUCAGUAAAGAGUUUCUAUCGAAAGAACAACGUAAUGUGUUAUUAAAAGUAAUAUUUAAAGAACACUCUUAUUCACAUCCUUAUCAGUCUCUUUUUCAAAUAAAUGAAGAAAAAUACGACAGUAAGAAUACCAGUAUACCCCCUUAUUCAGUUUUGAAGGUUUCAACAACCAUUUGGAAUGAUGAUGACGGAGAGGAUGAAAUUGAUAUCGAAAAAGAUUAUUAUCCUUCUUCAAUUUCAACAGUUAGAUAUGACAUCAGCAAAGCUAGAGUUGUUAUGGAUGAAGUAGAUGUUUAUUUAAAUUCUUUAUGGAAGGAUAUAAAUAAAGAUGAAGACAAAAAGAUUGUGAGAAAUUGCACAUGCCGUGAGCAGACCGAGUUGUUUGACUGCAUCUAUAAAACCAUCAAUAAUUAUCAGCUUGCCAAGUUGACUUAUGAGAAGCAUGCAAAUGAACCUGUUUUGAGAAGACUGGCAUUAGAUAAAGCAACAAAAAGAGUUCACAAAUCAUUUAGUCAUGUUUUUUGGAACCCAAAGCAUAUUGCUUGGCUUCAUGGAGUUCUGUUGGAUGGUUUAGGAUCAUCUUUAUUUCUUUGUUACCUGGAGAUACUGCAGUCGUUAAGAAGAAAGGAACCAGAGUUAAUUGAAAGAACCUUAUUAGAAGAUAAAACUGCUUCUGAAAAAGAGCGUUCUGCUGGCCUUCCCAAUUUGUCUGCAAAACUCAAAAAGAACUGGGAGCCUUCAGUUGGUUUAUCCACUAAGAUAAAUAUGGAAAUGUUUUCAAUCACUCCAUUUGUUUUAAUGAUUCCUUCAGGACCAAAUAUUCCACAUCAAUCGUCUAAACGCAGUAGAUUUUGGUAUAAUCAGCUAUCCAGUUUUGCGAAACCAAUAUCAAUUAAUGCUCCUGCUUAUAAAACACCAGAUGGUUAUAUUGUAAAGCACUACUUGGAACAUUGUAUUAGUGUGAUUCGUACCAAAAUAACUAGCUGUCGUCAUAAAUAUCCAGAGCAUCCUAUUAUUUUAGCUGGUUGGGGUGUUGGCUCCUUGAUUGCUCUUAAGGUAGCCCUGCUUAAUAAAGUUGAUGCUGUUAUCUGUCUUGGAUUUCCUGGUAAACAAUUUAGUAAUAAAGAAAAAGAAAUUGGAAAAGAGGAAUAUUGGCAGUCUUUUUUAAAAAUUGAAUGUCCUGUUCUAUUUUUUGCUGGGGCUCAUGGUGCUUUAUCAUCAUUUACUGAAACAGAGAAAUUGUGCAAAUCAAUUAAAUCAGAAACAAGUUUUGUAGUUGUAGAAGGUGGCGAUGAUAUGCUACGUUUGUCAAAAAGUCAUAAAAUGAAACUCGGCAUAACUCAAAAUAUGAUUGAUAAGUUAAUUCAGGAUGAAAUCUACCUUUUUAUGAAAAAGUUGUUUUUUCAUAAAUCUCACUACGUUAAAGAGCAAUUCAAUCCUAAGAAAAAAAAGAAAAAAAUUGAAUUAAUUGGUAAAGAAGAAAUUAAAAUAAUACGUAAAAGAAUUUUACAAAAGAAAAAACCUCUCCAACCAUUAAAAAUUGUUCCACCUCCUCAAACACUUCUUACUCCACCUUCAGAACUUCCUAACAAUUUUGUUAAUUUAAAUAAAGAUAACAACAAUCAUUCCGCAGGGCUUUUAACAACUGCAAAUCAGUAUUUUACCACUUCCACAUUAGAGGAAACACGUAAUCUUGUCUGUUCGUUAUCUGACCAGCAAACAUCAUCCAAUAAAUUAUCUGCAGGCAAACCCAAAAAUAAGAAAUUGUCAAAAGAUAAGUUCAAGAAAGUUAGAAAUAUAUUCACAGCAUCUUUUGAUUCACAGCCAUCUGCUAAAAAGAAAAGUUGUCCUAAUAAUUAUUAUUCAGUUCCUGAUGCUUUUAACACGACUCAAAAUUUGCAACAGGUACAAGCUGGUUUGCUUUCAUCUAGCAGUACAGGACAAAUUCAAGUUCAAGGAAGUAGUUUUUACUAUCUUCAUCAAACACACGGUUCUUUGCCCAAGAAUUCAAUAGAAUCUUCAACAAGUGUUCUUCCAAAUUUAAAAGGUCAAUUGGUUUCUUCAGGAUCUGGAAAACAGACAAUUGUAGUUCAUCCUAUUUCUAGAUUUGUUAUUAACCAGCCCACGGUUUCGAGUCUUUCUACUAUAAAUUCUUCAUCCAAUCAGAUAACUGAAUAUGAUCAUAUUGCAGAAAAUAUCAAUAAUUGUAUUGACGAUAAAAAAAGUUGCAUGUCUAUUAGUACAACAUCAAACUGUGAAUCUCAAGCUUCUUCAUCGGGCUCUCUCCAAUCAUCUCAAAGUGUCCCUUCAACAUCUCUUUUAACAGAGUUGUCUUCAAAUGACCUUAGGUAUUUUACUAAUUUGAUUUUAAAGCAAAAAAAUCAAACAAUUUUUACCAGCUCUUCGAUUUGUGUAUCUUCCUCUGCUAAGUGUGCAACAUAUACAGGUAAUUCAUUAGGUUCUUCAUUUCGUGCUUCAUCAACCACUGCUUCAUCAACCACUUCAAGUUUGAUGUUUGAUGGUUUUAAACAUCUUUCUUCGCCAUCUUUGUUAAACUCUCAUUCUGUUCAAAAUCCAUUCAAAUCCUUUGAGCCUUUAAACGAAAAGGUUUCAGUUUUUAAAAAUGUGCAAGGUAGUCUUCAUCCACCAAUAUCUCAAUGUAAUUUAAAUAUUCGACCAACAGCUACACCGAAAAAGUACCGAGUUAAUUCUCCAUACUUUUCUGGUGUUUGUGGUAACAAUACUAAUGGUAGUUUUACAUUGACAUAUAAUCCUCAAUACAAAAAUUCGAAAUCGACGUCCAUACAAAAUGGCGUUAAAGUAUCUUUUUCAUCGCCAACAUCUUUAUCAAAUAUACCUGAUUUCUGCUCCCAAAAGAUUGCUAACUCGGUUACAACUGCUGCAACAAAGGCACUUGUUUCAUCGUCUAACACUAAUAUUUCAAAUGUCCAAGAAUUAUCUAGACAAAAAUCGGCUUAUUAUUUAUCAUGCAAUUCUACUAAAGGUUCUGGAUCACUUAUAAAUGAUAAAAAAAAUAAAAAACAUUUUUUAAAUAAAAAUCCAAGUAGUAUUAUUGAACCAAACGAAUUAGUAGUAAAACCUGGUCAUUUGUCUGAGAUUAAUCAAGUAGACACCUAUUUAUCUAAUAAUCGUUUCACUAGUGAAACGAUUAUCAGUGAACAAAAAGCAAUAGAUGAACAACAGCGAAUGUAUUCGUUGCUUCAAAACUUUUUGAAACAAAGCGAUGUUGGUCAAUCGCAAUACAUAGACGUGACUCGUACAGAUAAUCUAAGUUUAUUAAAUAAAGUUGAUUCUCCGACAGUUGCUGAAAAUGCCAAAGGAGACGGUUUUUACGAUUAUAUAAAAGCACACUUUGACGAAGCGUGUGCGUUGCGCACUGUAAAUGAUAUUUCAAAGGAAUUCAAUCAAAGUACAGCAAAAUCUAAGGUUGAUAAAAAAGAAUACUCAUCACUAUUAGUUGAUAACGUUUUUAAUGAGAGUGUUACGAGUCAGCAAUUUGUUGCUAACACCUUAAAUUUGCCUUUUUCUAAGAAUAAAAUGCUUUAUACAAAUGGACAGGAGAUUUUAACAAACAUAAAUAGCAUUAGUUCAAGUUAUUUAUCAAAAAGUCCGGUACCGGUUACAACAGUAUUAUUGAACAACUCCCAUAGUAUUGAUAAAGAUCUGCUUUCAACAGUUAUUGAUAAUUUAGAAAAAUCUGAACUUAUCGGAGAUGCAAGAAACGUUUUGCACGAAUUCUCUCAAAACAUACGUUACAAUUCUUUAGAAAAAUUAGUCGACUCUACAGAAAAAUGUGUCGAUUUUUCAAAAAAAUUAAGUUUACAACAACAAUCAAAUAUUGAAACAUUUUAUUCUGCAACAGAAGAUAAAAACGAUAAAGGUACUAAAAAAGAAAAUGAAAAUAAACAAAGCGUUACAUUUAAUCCUAUGAUGUCUUCUGAAAUGUCUAGUGAGAAUGUUUCUAAAGAAUUCAUUUCCACAGAGAGUGGUGAUUAUAAAACUGCUGUUACUGAAGGCAGAAAAAAUUUUAAAAUAGAUAACGAAUGUUUCCCUAAUCUAAAUCUUUCUGAACCACAAAGUGGCCGGGUAUCAAGUGAUCGUUCUGUCGAUAAAUUAUUAAAAUCUUCCAUAUUUAAAUUUGCUGAUACUAAUAAACCUGAAGAGCCAUCGUUAACAUCCCUGCUAAUAGAUGCUCCCGCUAUUAAGGAAAUUGCUGUGCAAAAUGUAUCAAGCGAAAUCAAUUUUUCCGUUAAUGGAUAUUCUUCGCAAUCUGAUAAUAUUCCAAGUGAAGAAGUGUCCUUUUGUACUCGGCUUCAUGAGAAACCUGUAGAUUUAAUGUUCAGAGCAGUAACAGAAAAUGGUGGAACGAACGGUAGCCUUAAAGAAUUUAUUUCAGCAGAAAGUCAAUCUUUUUUUAUGGCAGAUAACAUUGUAAGUCUUAAAAACACACUGCAUUCCAUAAAUAAUUUAAAAGAAAAAAGCUUGUUGUUUACAGAGCCAACUAUGAGUUAUUUAUUAAAAGGUGAUUCAUUUGACAAUCCAGAUUCCUCUAAAAAAGAUAUUUUUUAGUUUUAGUUACUAUUGAAAAAAACUUAAAAGUCAACAGUCUUGCAACUGAAAAGUCAACAAAUCAAUGAGAACUAAUUGCAGCUUACAUGGUUUUACUUUUUUAAACUAAUAACUUUCUUUCCUUUCUACCCUAAAAUAUGUGAUAACAUAUUUUUGAUUGUGGUUUUAUUGUACAAUUUAUUUUAUUUUUACAAAAAUAAUAUUAUUGAGUUA